UAUUUUUCUUUAAUUUAUUAAUAUUUAUUUAUUAUACCUCAAUAGAUAUUUAUCACAAAACAAAACAGUAAACCUUAGUCAUGGCUCAUGUUGUAGUUUUGGAUUCAAUUGAUGAAGAUAUUUUUGUUUGCGGGAAUUGUAAAACUGUAUUUAACUCCUUACAAAUAUUUCUUGACCAUAAAAAAUCAAAAUGUAGCAAUAUCGUUUUAGAAGGAAGAUAUUCGAAUGUUGAAUUGGUGCAGCCAGCUCUUGGUGAACCUUUUCCUGAGAACAUUCCGACUUUGCAUCAAAGCGAAGUAUUACCUGAUCCACUGCCAGUGGCGGACCAGACAUGGCCUGAGGAUCUCACUUGUAGUACUUGCAAGAAGAAAUUCAAAAAAGUCAGAACCUUAAUGGCUCACAUGAAAACACAUUGCGAAAAGCCAUACCAGUGUCCUAUCUGUGGUAGAUGUUUUAUUCAAAAUUCACAUUUACAAAGACACAUUACUUCUCACAGAAUAUGGCCAGAUUGUCUAAGGGAGACCACAGCACAAACUCUUGAAGAAGAACUUCUAAGUUACACAUGUUCAUAUUGCAACUUGAUUUUACUAAAUUACAGUCAAUAUAGGGCUCACCUCAAAAAUCAUUUAUCUCUAAAGAAAUAUAAGUGCAUACAAGGAGAGUGUUUAGAGUUUUUUGAGACAGUUGAUAGUUUACUGCAUCAUGUGUCUGUUGAACAUGAGAGACCUGUUUAUAUUUGUCAUCUGUGUCAUUCUACUUUCAAUACCUUGGAAAAUAUUGCUGUACACCUGCAGAGUGAUAAUGAUGGAUGCAAAGAUAGCCAAAACAAGCCAAAAGUAUAUAAAUGCUCACAAUGUGAUGCUAGAUUUAGGAAAUCUGAAAAACUGGCUCUUCAUUUAUUGACAGAAAAUCAUAACAAGAUAUGCAUUCAUUGCAAUAAAACAUUUGCAAGUGAUAAGAGAUUACGCUUGCAUCUACAAAUACAUAGGACACUGAAACCAUUUCAGUGUAACAUUUGUAACAGUAGUUUCCACAUGAAGAAAUACUUAUCAACACACAUGCUGAAACAUGGCAAUAGGCAGUUCAAGUGUUCAGUUUGCAAGUAUACAUUCAAAAGGCAAGAUUUGCUUCAAAGGCAUAUGAAAUUACAUCAAGCAAAGAAAAUGUUGAAAUGUCCCUUCAAAGAUGCUUUGGAUUGCAAGAAGGAAUUUAGCCGGACUGACAAAUUGAAAUCACAUAUAAAAUCUCAUACAAAACAUUUAGCUCUUCAUACAAAGACUAAAAAGGUUGUUCAUGAAAAUAUUACAGAGCAAAGUACUAAUGAGUGACAACAAAAACAUAGACAUUCAUAAU
Spodoptera litura is the source of this 1353-nucleotide messenger RNA. RefSeq names its product zinc finger protein 341-like. Lineage: Eukaryota; Metazoa; Arthropoda; Insecta; Lepidoptera; Noctuidae. The record is from RefSeq and is a predicted model, not a curated record.